UGUCAAACUAUCCAGAUGUGAGGCCAUGGACUCAGAGGCUGUGGUGCGCUGUCUGCGAGGCAAGAGUGAAGAGGAGAUUGUGGCUAUUAACAAGGUUUUCAAGAUUAUUCCCGGUGUGGUGGAUGGGGCAGUCCUACCCAGGCACCCCAGGGAGCUGUUGGCCUCUGUGAAUUUUCACCCCGUCCCCAGCAUCAUUGGUGUCAACACUGAUGAAUAUGGCUGGAUCAUCCCCAGUUUCAUGGGUACUGCUCAUAGCAUAAAGGAAAUAACCAGAGAGAACCUGCAGGCUGUUCUGAAGAGCACAGCAGAACAGAUGGGGUUACCUUCAGAGAGUGGUGACCUGCUAAUGAAGGAGUACAUGGGAAACACGGAGGAUGCCCAGACCCUCCAACUACAGUACAGAGAGAUGAUGGCAGACUUCAUGUUCGUGAUCCCCGCACUCCAAGUGGCACAUUUUCAGCGUUCCCAUGCUCCUGUAUACUUCUAUGAGUUCCAGCAUACGCCUACUAGCCUGAAGAAUGUCAGACCGUCUCAUGUGAAGGCUGAUCAUGCCGAUGAGAUUCUUUUUGUCUUUGGGUCCUACCUCGGGGGCAUCAAACGUGAGUCUUCCCUGUUUUCCUUGAGCUAAUGGGCUCCCAGAUGG
Messenger RNA from Nannospalax galili (Upper Galilee mountains blind mole rat), 643 nucleotides. Its product is annotated as acylcarnitine hydrolase-like. Gene Ontology annotation, cellular component: intracellular membrane-bounded organelle. The transcript has 5 exons. Lineage: Eukaryota; Metazoa; Chordata; Mammalia; Rodentia; Spalacidae. Gene Ontology annotation, molecular function: carboxylic ester hydrolase activity. The coding region runs from base 26 to 628 and encodes 200 amino acids. The record is from RefSeq and is a predicted model, not a curated record.